GGCUACUCUCUGCACCUUCCCUUCUUUCUCCCAUCAUGGCAGUAUCGAAGGACACGUGUCGUCUUUGGUUGUUCAUCUCCACUUUCACUGUUUUUCUCGCUCUCUUUCAGCUGACUGAAGCAGGCGGAAAAACUCUCGUCCUUGUCGAUAAUGCCAACACGAAGGAAACGCAUUCCAUCUUUUUUAACUCUCUCAAAGAAAGGGGAUUUGAUCUGGUGUUCCGCUCUGCUGACGAUUCAAGCCUUUCUCUGGUGAAAUAUGGAGAGUUUCUUUAUCAGCAUCUCAUCAUCUUUUCACCAUCUGUUGAAGGUUAGUGUUCAUGACCUCUCUUUCAUAAGG
Molecule: messenger RNA, 339 nt
Organism: Orbicella faveolata
Lineage: Eukaryota; Metazoa; Cnidaria; Anthozoa; Scleractinia; Merulinidae
Product: dolichyl-diphosphooligosaccharide--protein glycosyltransferase 48 kDa subunit-like
Cellular component (GO): oligosaccharyltransferase complex; endoplasmic reticulum membrane
Source: RefSeq, a predicted model, not a curated record